Amphiprion ocellaris (clown anemonefish) is the source of this 1524-nucleotide messenger RNA. It is a transcript of the gene rpp25a, whose product is annotated as ribonuclease P and MRP subunit p25, a. Lineage: Eukaryota; Metazoa; Chordata; Actinopteri; Pomacentridae. The coding region runs from base 339 to 971 and encodes 210 amino acids. Gene Ontology annotation, molecular function: RNA binding. Gene Ontology annotation, biological process: tRNA 5'-leader removal. The record is from RefSeq and is a predicted model, not a curated record. The transcript has a single exon. Gene Ontology annotation, cellular component: ribonuclease MRP complex.
UCCUCAGAGCUGAAUAGAGCAAGGACAUCUUUUCCUUCACGUCAAUGGGAUUAGAGGAAGAAAUGCCCUCUUCAUUCUGCUGGCUGUCAUCUCAGUGCUCACAAGACAAAAUGGAAAUGCAGCAUGGACACAGGACUGAGAGAACAUCAAUUUAAGUGACAAGUUUGGAUUACAAAGCUGGUCAGUUUUUAGUUUCUUAAAUGAACAAGAAACGCGCUUCAGAUCUCAAGGGAGAUAUGAAAAUAAUCCAAAGCUGCAGGCACAGAAACAGCAUCCUGCCUGUUGUUUUGUAGCUUUCUAGAAAAUGACUUAACCCCGGGGUCACAUGAAGAGUUCAAAUGCUGCACACAGCAAUGGAGCAUCCAUCCACUUCAUUCAGUCCUUCUGUCCCGUUAUCAUCUUCACCUCCAAAACAUGGUCAGAGCAACUUCAGGAGGAUCAGCCGCACAGAGGACUGCAGCCCCUUCCCGAUUCCCGGCCUCGCAGCAGACAUCCUGCACAUGCGAGUAAAAGAGGGAAGCAAGAUCCGAAAUUUACUUCGGUUUGCAACGGCUCGCAUGCAAGCCGAGGCAAGAGACAGCAAUGGGACAUCCCUGAGACAAGUGGUCUUCAGUGGUUCAGGUAGGGGAGUCACCAAGACCAUCACCUGCGUGGAGAUCCUGAAACGUAAAGUGGGAGGGCUGCAUCAAGUGUCCAAACUCUACUACAAGACAGUAAAUGAGGUUUGGGAGAGUCCACAACAGGAAGCACCAGGUAUAACCAUGGAGAGGACAGUCCCUGCCAUCUGCAUCCUGCUCUCUAAAGACCCUCUGGAUCCCUGGGAGUCUGGAUACCAACCCCCACAAACCCUCAGUUCGUCCACAGAGGACGCAGAGAGACGCGGAGGUCUGCUGAGGACGGCUCAGAGUCCCACCUCACAGCAGACGGCCAAGAGACUCUGUCUGGAUGACUGGAGUGUAUGUCCUCCCUGAUCUGAAACAUUGGGAGAAAUAUCAGAAAAUGCACAUUUGCAGGCAGCUUGACAAGAAAUUAUUCUAGCAUGUUUUAUAAAGAAAGUAAAUCCUUUGCAUUUCAGUUUAUGUGACACAGUUUACUGCAAAAGUGAAACAACUAUCUCUGACUGCGAUGGCUGAAAAGAAUAUUACUCUCUCAAUCAGUAAUCAUCUCUGUUGUAUCAGUAUACAGCUAAACUGCAAAUAGGAAGGUAAAAAUAACUUGGAGCUAAAUUACUGCAUGUCGAGGUAUUCUCUUUUGCAACAUUUUGUAACUUUGUUAUGCAAAGAAAUGCGUGUAUACAGACUUUUAUCAGCAGCAAUAUAAAUUGUCACAUUAGUAGUUACAUAUAGAUUAUACUGGAGCUUAUUCUGAUAAAAAAAUGUCAACAAAGCACUGCAAAAGUACACAAUGUUGGUCGCACUCAUUGUAAUUAUAAACAGAGUCUGUGCCAAUGAUCUUAUUCUGUUUUCUUUAUUUUUGGAAAUAAUUCAGAUACAUGAUAAUAGAUCAUAAAACCAUAAAGUGUUG